ACAACACAAUUUGGUCGCAAGUGUAAACAAAAUUUUCAUUUUGCAUUUUCCGCUUUUUAUAAUCCGCUUUAAAUGGCUAAACAUCAUCCAGAUUUAAUCUUCUGUAGGAAGCAGCCAGGUGUAGCUAUUGGACGCCUCUGUGAAAAAUGCGAUGGAAAGUGUGUCAUUUGUGAUUCUUAUGUGCGUCCAUGCACCCUGGUCAGGAUCUGCGAUGAAUGCAACUACGGUUCCUAUCAAGGACGAUGCGUAAUCUGUGGUGGUCCCGGAGUAUCAGAUGCCUACUACUGCAAAGAAUGCACAAUCCAGGAAAAAGAUAGAGACGGAUGCCCCAAAAUCGUAAAUCUGGGCAGCUCAAAGACAGACUUAUUCUACGAAAGGAAGAAAUAUGGGUUUAAGCAGAGAUAAGACCGAAUUAAAUAUCUCAGAAGAACGGCAAAGGAAAAGAAAUCAUUUUGUCAAUGGGGAUUUUUUUCUUAUUCACCGUACAGAAGAGGAAUCACUGCUGGGGAACAUGUCUAAAUUAUAAUAUAUAGGAACUUUUUCUCAUGCGAUGCAAAUUAUCUGAAGAGGCAAUACAGCUCCCUGCAUAUUCUGUAGAGCGGCAGCCCAAUCACCGUGAAGUAGUCACCCUCGAUGCGCUCAAUGAAUGUCCCACCCACACCCUGAAUCCCAUAGCCUCCGGCUUUAUCCAGGGGCUCCCCGGUGUCCACAUACGCAUGGAUCUGCUCCGGUGUGGCUUGGCCAAAGUACACAUCUGUUGUCUCUGUGAAUCUAAUGAAUUUAUCCGCAAUCUUUAUCACAACACCCGUGUAGACGCGAUGUUUGCGAUUCAUGAGUCUGCAAGACAAAGGAAAAAGGUCAUCAGCAUGUUCACAUUGCGGAUCCUCCACAUCCUGAAUCCCUUACUUGGUCAGUAUCUGAAAUGCCCUCUCCUUAUUUUUGGGCUUCCCAUACACCACCCCAUCCAUCGUUACAACUGUGUCUGCGCCAAUUAUGACAUCCGGAGCCGGGUCGUGGAGUCUAUCGCUAACUUCCAGCACCUUAUGGAGUGCAGUCUCUUCCACAUAUGCGCAAAAUGACGGAAAAUCCUCAGGUUUGAAGUCUUCCUCAAAGCGCGAAGGGCAAAUCUCAACAUUUAUUCCCUGAAAUGUGAUGAGAAAAAAACACUCAACCCCCAACCCAAUUUUUCAGCACCCCUUUCCGGCUCACUUACGAGAUUUUUCAUCAAUUCCUGCCUACGGGGUGAUCCACUAGCUAACACUAUUCGCUUCUGAUUGAGCACAUGACGCACCGGGUGCAGCAUUUUGCGGAAAAUCUACUUUUCACGGAAGCAAGUAGACGAAAACAAAACACCACCUCCUUCCUUCCCGCACGUUUCUGUAUGGUCCCAAAUUGGCCUCCACAAGAAGUUAACUUGACUGUCAGUGUGUCCCACAAAGGGCUGUUUUAAGCGCUAAAAUUUAAACUUGGAAAAUCAUUGGUUUUUCACGAUAUUUUUACGUUUUUCAUCCGGAAAAGCGUCAAUAAAAAGAUUUUUCUUUAAAUUCAAGAGGAAUAAUUUAUUUAUCACAAAACUGUUAAAAAGUGUAACCAACACAAAUGAGGGAAAUUUUGCAUGGAUGUAAUAAGUAAAAGAAAAUUCUAAAAAAUAAACCAUUCUUUCUGUACAGAUUUUCCAGGAAUUCACUUAUUGUGCUAUUUUGAUGCUGUUGCAUUAA
Molecule: messenger RNA, 1718 nt
Organism: Lutzomyia longipalpis
Lineage: Eukaryota; Metazoa; Arthropoda; Insecta; Diptera; Psychodidae
Gene: Phf5a
Product: PHD finger-like domain-containing protein 5A
Exons: 3
Coding region: 73-405 (110 amino acids)
Biological process (GO): mRNA splicing, via spliceosome
Cellular component (GO): U12-type spliceosomal complex; U2 snRNP; precatalytic spliceosome
Source: RefSeq, a predicted model, not a curated record